AUCUUCACAAGCAGCAGACUGCUGCUCGGCUUGCUCGCCUAUAGUCCUUGCAAAGAAGGGAAGGAACACAGAAUUUGACACGACAUAUCAGAGUGGCCACAUCAGUGCCGAUCGUGUCGUUGCGCUGGACACCUCUUCAGAGCACUUUCGCACGAAAGCCAAAGUAAUAUCUCCAGUGUCGUCAGCUGGUCGACAAAAAGUCUUCGGACAUACAAUGCAGACUCAGCUGCCCACCAUCUUUGUCGAAGAUGUCGACUUCAACACGCUGUCUCCUCCUUCGUCUCCGAGGAGCAGCAUCAGCGACUUCUCACGUCGCUCAACUACGCCCCACACCGACGUUGACGAUGUCCAUGAAGACAAGGAAAAGGACAUUGGCGAGACGAUCGCAUUGUACGGUGACAGCUUCGCAACAGACUGGCACGAGGAACGCUACAAAAUCUGGGAGCUGCCGCAGUCUUAUGGCUCAACGCAACGGUGCCUUGUAGGCUAUCUCGUUGAGGGCGGCUACGCUUUUGUUUGGGGAACGCCAGCCUGUCCCAAGGAGAAGCUGGUCGAGACACUGCUGGCAUUUAUUGAGUGGUGUCGCUCACAGAGUCUUUCACCCAUGCUGCUCUGCGUGAACGAAGCAACAAAGGACAUCAUACUGUCAAAGAUGCACGAUUGGGUCGUCUUUACCUGCGUUCGCGAAGAGGUGCUGGACCCAAGCAAGAACAUCAGCAAGGAGGGAGGAUAUGAGUCACCGUCGAGAAAUCUCCGUUCGGUUGUCAGGCGCGCUCAGCGGGCCGGAGUGAAGGUCCAGUGGUUUGAUGAGGGUUGCCUUCCAAGCGCAGAUGUCGUGGAAGAAGUCAACGACGGCCUUGCAGCCUGGCUCAAAGCGAGGAAGGGUCCACAGAUUGCCAGUGACUCGCUUGACAUCUGGAUUGACUACAAGAAUAGGCGCUACUUUGUCGCCCGCGACGAACAGACAGGACGAGCAGUAGGCGUGGCCAAUCUAGCAAGGUGCAGAGGUGGGCGAGAGUACCAAAUUAAGAAUUUCGUCAGCUUUCCCUGGGCACCAAAAGGCACAAGCGAGUUACUUGUCGAGGAGGCCAUCACUGCUGUUUCCAAAUUGCCCAAAUUGCCGCCGUCAAGUCCAUCCGGUGACGAGGAAGACGAAGAGACCACCACCGCCUCGACCACCGUCACUUUUGGCGGAUCAGCAGACGACGAACUCCGAGGCGUUCACAACUUAUCCGGCUGGAAGUUUCAGUGGCUCUCGAAAGUCUAUCAACAAAUUGCCAAGUCCUUCGGCUUGACAAAGAGACACGCCUUUCGAUCAAAAUGGCACGCCCAGGACCGACCGCUGUACAUUGCUUAUCCUCCCGAACCGGGCAUGUCGCUCGGAGCGGCAAGGAGCCUUCUGAGAACCCUGAAUCGGACAUGAUCCUACUUCGACAUACUUCUGGCUCUUUUGAUCCCUCUCUACGUAAUCUGAUGUUCUUGCUUCUGAACUUGUUG
This is a messenger RNA of Acaromyces ingoldii, 1497 nucleotides long. RefSeq lists its product as hypothetical. The coding region runs from base 215 to 1423 and encodes 402 amino acids. Gene Ontology annotation, molecular function: aminoacyltransferase activity. The transcript has 3 exons. Gene Ontology annotation, biological process: phospholipid homeostasis. NCBI's taxonomy places the organism in Eukaryota, Fungi, Basidiomycota, Exobasidiomycetes, Exobasidiales, Cryptobasidiaceae. The record is from RefSeq and is a predicted model, not a curated record.